AUGGGGGUUGGAAAAGCGCUUCUCUUUUCUCUUCUUCUGCCUUUGAUCUUCUUCAACAAUUGGAAUCGGAACUCUUAUUUCUCUACUACUCAUCGCAAGAAAUCCGAGUAUGUGUUUGAUAAUAUUGAUGAUGCCUUAAACAAGUUUUAUCAGAUGGUAGGUAUGCAUCCACGUCCUUCUGUUAUGAAAUUUGAUCAAUUAGUAGGGGCCAUUGUUAGAAUGAAGCAUUACCCAACUGCUCUUUCUCUUAUUAGACAAAUGGAAUUACUAGGAAUUCAUCCUGAUGUUUGUACUCUUAACAUCUCGCUUAAUUGUUUUUGCCGCUUGCAUCGUCUGGAUUUUGGGUUUUCUGUUUUUGGGAAAAUGUUGAAGCUGGGUAUUCAACCAAGUAUCGUAACAUUCUUCACUUUGAUCAAUGGACUCUGUAUUGGAGGUGAAGUAGCUCAAGCUGUGAGGUUGUUUAAUGACAUGGUUCAGGAAGAAUAUAAGCCUAAUGUAAUCCAUUAUAAUACCAUAGUAAACUGUCUUUGUAAAAUAAGUGACACUAAUGGGGCUAUUAGAUUUUUAAAGGUUAUGAAGAAAAGAGGUUGUGAACCUAACACUACAACAUACAGCAUCAUCAUUGACGGCCUUUGUAAGGAUAAGCAUGCAGCUGAGGCUUUGAAGCUUUUCUCAGAAAUGAAAGGUAAAGGCAUUCCACCAACUGUUGUCACUUAUAAUUCCUUAAUUCAUGCAAUGUGUAAUUCAUGUCAGUGGAAGGUGGUUACAAGAUUAUUGAAUGAAAUGGUGGCUAACAAUUGCAAACCAGAUGUCGUCACGUAUAAUAUUUUGGUUGAUGCACUUUGUAAAGGGGGUAGGGUUUUAGAGGCUCAAGAUAUUAUUGAAAGAAUGAUUCAGCUAGGUUUUGAGCCUGAUAUGUUUACUUAUAAUUCUUUGAUGAAUGGAUAUUGUGGGCGAGGUGAAAUGGAUGAGGCUAGGAAACUUCUGAAUUUUCUGGUUAGUAGUGGUUAUGGUGUGGAUGCUUUUACCUACAACACUGUGAUCAAUGGAUACUGUAAAGCUAGAAGGAUGAAUGAGGCAGUGGAACUUUUUCAUGAAAUGACUCAAAAUGGAUCAAUACCUGACACUGUUACGUACAACACUCUUAUAAGUGGCAUGUCACUGAUAGGGAGACUCUCGGCUGCACAAGAACUUUUCAAAGAAAUGGGUGCACAUGGCACGGUACCAGACAAGAUCACUUACUUUACUUUGUUAGAUGGCUUGUGCAAGCAUGGUCAAAUUAAUGAUGCAUUGGGACUUUUUCAUGUAAUGCAGAACAGUGGGUUGGAACCUGACAUUGUCCACUAUAAUAUCUUAAUUAAUGGCUUGUGUCAAGUUGGGCAACUUAAAGUUGCAAGGAAAUUAUUUUAUGCACUCACAGUCAGAGGAUUACAUACUAAUGUUUACACUUAUAACAUAAUGAUUAAAGGUCUGUGUAAAGAAGGGCUACCAAAUGAAGCAUAUAAGUUGCUUAGGAAAAUGGAAGUGGAUGGUUGCAUGCCAAAUAGUUGCUCUUAUAAUACGAUGAUCCAAGGAUGUCUUCAAAACAAUGACAUAUCGAGGGUAGCACAAAUUCUUCAUGAAAUGGUUAAGAAAGGAUUUUCUGCAUAUAUUUCCACAGCAGCCAUGCUAGUGGAUCUGUUGUCUAGUAAUUCAACAGGUGAAUCUUUUUGUGCACUUCUCAGAAACUGUGAAGACUAUCAAAGCAUUUAUAUGAAGUGACUUCUUCUCAGCCAACAUUUGUGCAAUAAAUCCAAACAAGGUUUAUGAUCUGUAAAUGUUCAAAGUGGUUACUAAUUCCUUCCUAUUAACUUGAGGAAGAAGGCACUAUUUUACUCCUUGAUCAGGCAUUAUGCAGCCUGCAGGCACUCUUGAAUUGAGAAAGAAGGCUGAUUUGGCAUUUUGCAGCUUGCAGGUCAGUAUUUGCUCAAGUUCUUGAGACAAUGCUACAAAAGGUUUCCAAAUUUCAAGUCAAUUUAUUUCUAGCUGGAGUAAGCUAAGCAGGUUUACAAAACUGGAUACCUUGUUCUGUAUUAUUUAAUUUCCUACUUGAUUAUAAUAAGCAAUCGUAGGAGUUGAAGUUUGAGGAUCAAAUGAGCAGUGGUAGAAAGCACCAUAUCAGUUGCAUUUUUUUGGCUUCUUGUGCAAGCAGUGGUGUAUACAUUUGGAAUGUAAUGUCGCUGAUGUUGCCUUCCUCGGCAAUGUGUGCGUCUGAAGCUGUUAUUGUGGCUCUUGCUGUACAUGUUUGUUAGGUCAUCUGCAAAGAAUGCGAUGCAAGCAUGAAAGACAUAUGGCCAAGCCAGAGCUAUUUGCAUCUUCUCUUUCUCUACUCUAAGCAUGUUUGUUUUGGUUCUUUCACUCCUCAUCAUCUUUCCUGUAAGCUAUUCAAUCAAGGAACUUUUGAGUUUUUGCAUCUGUAUAAUUCAUCAAGUUACUAUAGCCUUCUUCAAGUUCAAAAGUCUUUGCAAAUCAAACAAACUUAAGAGUAUGGUGGCUUAAAGGUACAUUAUAAGUGCAUCAAUAGUUGUUCUUCUUGAGUCUGUUGUACUGUUUUAAAUGCUUUUACUGA
Molecule: messenger RNA, 2608 nt
Organism: Theobroma cacao (cacao)
Lineage: Eukaryota; Viridiplantae; Streptophyta; Magnoliopsida; Malvales; Malvaceae
Source: RefSeq, a predicted model, not a curated record